AUGCCAGCAGCCUCUUCGUGUUCUUGGAAAUUUGAUGUCUUCCUUAGUUUUUGCGGUGUUGACACCCGUAAAAAUUUCAUAGACCAUCUCUAUACUGCUUUGAAACAAAAAGGCAUCAUCACCUUCAGGGAUGAUGAGAAACUUGAGAGAGGAAAAUAUAUUUCUCAAGAGCUCUUGAAAGCAAUAGAAGGGUCCAAGUAUGCAAUUAUCGUUCUCUCAGAAAACUAUGCUUCUUCUAGGUGGUGUUUGAUUGAACUAGCAAAGAUUGUUGAAUGCAUGAAGGAGACCAGGUUAACAGUUUUGCCCGUCUUUUACCAUGUGGAUCCCUCUCAAGUACGGAAUCAGACUGGGGCUCUUCUUGAAGCCUUUGCUAAACAUCAAAAAGAUCCCAAGGUUAACCUAGAGGAUGUGCAAGAGUGGAAAGCUGCUUUGAAAGAAGUGGGAAAUAUCUCUGGAUGGCAUGUUAAUGAUAGAAAUUCUCAAAUAUUGUUAAUUUCCAAGGACCUCGUUGGAAUAGACACUUGUGUGAAAGAAGUGUUGGAUUUAUAUUUGGAUGAAGGAUUGGGUGGUGUACGCUUUGUAGGGGUUUGUGGGAUGGGUGGAAUGGGCAAAACAACUCUUGCACAAGAAAUUUUCAAAAGAAUAUCUAAUAACUUUGAAGCUAGUAGCUUUAUUGAUAAUGUAAGAGAAGAAACUAGAAAUCAAGGUCUAGUUUCUUUACAGAAACAACUUCUUUCCAAGAUCCUUAUGGAAAGCGAAAUAAAGAUAUGGAACUUUUCAGAGGGAAUCAAUGUUAUAGGAAAUAGACUACGUAAUAUAAAGGUUCUUAUUGUUCUCGAUGAUGUGGAUGGAGAAGAACAACUAGAAGCAUUAGCAGGGAACCAUGAUUGGUUUGGUCCAGGGAGUAGAAUCAUUGUAACAAGUAGAGAUAGCCAUGUAUUGAGAAGACGUGGCAUGAAUUUUAUAUAUACAGUCAAUGGGUUGAAUGACAAUGAUGCUUUGGAGCUUUUUUGUUGGAGUGCUUUCAAGAAACUCCAUCCUGAAGAAGAUUAUGUGGAUUUGUCUAAGGACUUUGUAAAUUAUGCUAAUGGUCUUCCUUUGGCUCUUAAAGUUUUAGGUUCUUUGUUGUUUGAUAAAGAAAUAGAUGAAUGGAAAAGUGCUCGUGAUAAACUAAAAGCAGAGCCAGAUAGAAAAUUUUUAGAUAUACUUAAAAUAAGUUAUGAUGGACUAAUGAAUACGCAGAGAGACUUAUUUUUGGAUAUUGCAUGUUUUUUCAAAGGAAAGAACAAAGAUUGCAUAAGAGAUAUAAUAACAAGUUUUGGUUACUAUCCAGAAUACAAUAUCGGUGUUCUUAUAGAUAAAUCUCUCAUAACCAUUAAUGAAGAGGGAACCAUACUGAUGCAUGAUUUGCUACAAGAAAUGGGUCAAGAAAUUGUUCGUCAAGAAUCCCCCAAAGAGCCUGGUGGACGUAGUAGGUUGUGGCUUUAUAAAGACGUGCUAUAUGUAUUAAAGAAUAAUACUGGAACAGAGGUGGUUGAAGGCAUAAUGCUGAACAUGCCUAUUGAAAUAGAAGAACACUUGAGUGCUGAAGCCUUCUUAAGGAUGAAGAAAUUGAGAUUGCUUAAAAUAGGCAUUGUGCAACCUCCACAAGACCUCAUUAGAGGUCCAAUCCAACUUCCACAAGGCCUCAGUUAUCUUUCUAAUGAGUUAUGCACAAUAGAUUGGCAUGGAUAUCCUUUAAAAUCCAUGCCGACUAGUUUCCAACCAAACAAACUUGUUGAACUGAGAAUGCAUUGCAGUGGCAUCAAACAACUAUGGAAAGGAAUUAUGAUUUUAAAUGAGUUAAAACUCAUUGACUUGAGUGGCUCUCAAAACUUAAUUGAGAUCCCAGAUCUUAGUGGAGCCUUAAAUCUUAAGCAAUUAAUUCUUAAAUCUUGUACAAGACUAUAUAAGAUUCAUGCAUCUCUUGGGGAUCUCAAACGACUUAUUCGAUUGGAUCUAAAUGGUUGCAAAUAUCUUGAAAGCCUUCCUUACAAGAUCAGCUUUGAAGCUCUUGAAACUUUCGAUCUUGGGGGUUGUUCAAGAUUAAAGAAGUUUCCAAAGAUUGUGGAAAAUAUGUCACAUUUGUCAAUACUUUGUUUGAGUGAGACUGCUAUAAAAGAUUCAUCAUUAUUAGUGGAACAUUCAACUAGCCUUAUAAAUUUGGAUCUAAGACAAUGCAAAAAUCUUUCAAGUCUUCCUAAAGCCAUUUGUAGUUUGUUGUCUCUAAAAACUCUCAUUUUAUCUGGUUGCUCAAGACUUGACAGAUUACCAGAGAACUUAGGAAAUAUUGAAGGUCUAGAGGUGCUAGAUCUAAGUGAAACAGCUAUAAGAGGACUACCUUCAUCCAUGGUUCUCUUAAAAAAUCUCAAAGUACUCUCUCUCCGUGGAUGUGAUUUUCUAUCAUCUAAGCCAUCGAAUAAACUCCUCAAUUUUCCUUUAUUGCAAAGAAGAAGUCCGGAUCCUUUGGGCAUGUUAGAGUGGUCUUUAUCAGGCUUAUGUUCCUUGACAAAUCUAGAUCUAAGUUAUUGCAAUAUUCGGGCAAUCCCUGAUGCUAUUGGCUGUUUAUCCUCUUUAAAAAAUUUAAAUCUAAGGGGAAAUAAUGUUGUAUGCCUCCCUAAAAAUAUCAUUAGACUAUCUAAAUUGGGCUAUCUUUAUUUGAGUGGUUGCAUUGAUCUUCGACUGUUGCCUGAGCUCCCAUUAAAUAUUACAUGGAUUGAUGCACAAGGUUGUACCUCACUGGAAACAUUACCAAUAAGACAAGAAGAUAAUUUUCUCCCUAGUCUCCAUCUUCUUAACUGUGUCAAAUUGAUCAACAAUCAAGGUUACGGUGACAUGUUCUUAACAAUGCUAAGUCAUCACAUUCGAUUUCAGGGAUCAUAUUCAUGGCAAUUUCAUUUUCUUAUUCCUGGAAGUGAAAUUCCGAAAUGGUUUAGCCAUCAAAGUGAGGGGACAUCACUGAAUCUGCAAGGGCCUUCAGACUUUAUGGGAAUGGCUAUGUGUGCUGUUUUUGUACUCCGCCAGCAUCGUUCACCUCAGUACCAUCACAUUUAUUUUUACUGUGAUGUCAUCGGAACUAAAAUUUCAGAAAACUUAAACAUUGGUUUUUCCGAAGAAUUUGGUAAGAUUGAUUCAUAUCACCUUUGGAUAAAAUAUUUUCCUUUCAAAGGGAAAUGGGAGAAGGAAUUGAGUGAAAUCGAUGCUAAUGGAUCGAGUCAGAUUGUUGUUAAAUUUGAAACCUUCGGUCCAGGCUUGGAGGUGAUGAAAUGCGGGGCCCGUUUAGUAUACAAGCAAGACAUUGAAGAUCUCAAACAAACUAUGGCUUGGAGCAGCAAGUGCAGCAUCACUCCUUAUGAGGAUGAUUUAGACAAUUCAGCAAAAGAUACCAAAAUUAGGCGAAGUCGUGAUGACUCAAAUGGGGACGGGGCGGGACCUAGUGGAGAAGCUAACUUUGAUGAAGUAGACGAACCACACCCAAAGUGGAUACAACACCCUAAUCUAAUUGAAAAUUGGAUUGGGAAUUUAUGCACACAAGGACAAGGUAACACUAAUUGUGAGGAAGAGGAAUCCUGGUGACAAUGGUAGCAUUGAUAACUCUUCAAGGCUGAUAAACCUUCUGUCUUUGAUUUUUUUUGCCCCAUGCUGAAUGUGUAGACGUUUUGGACGUUGUUGGCAAAGACAAUUUUUCGCACUGUUAGCAGACAAGAAGAGAGGCGCAACUGAUUGUGUGCUCAUCAUUUUUGUUCAAUUAUGUUGGAGGUUGAUGGAUUAUCUGCUAUCAAUUGAAGAUCAGUAACCGUGUUGUUGCUGAUCAGAAUCAUCUUUAUUGAGGGUUCAUUCAUCUGCUUGAAACUGGCCAAGCUCGACAGUGCAGAAGUGUGGAUUAGUCUUAUAAUUUCUAACAUGCUGAUAUGUAAAGACGGUAGAGUAACGUAAACAAUUAAGAAUCAUGUGGCCUCUUUUAUUUUAUAAUUGGGAUCCAUUUAUCAAUUGAUGAUUGAUAAUAGCCAAAGAAAUUUGCAAAACUGAAAUUAUGAGGCAAUAACUAGUAGAACUAGAAGCUCUGAGGAGGAAAACAAGUUUUAGAAUAACCUAUCUAUUACUUGUACAGCUGCUUUCUUUAGUCUUCUCUUCUGUCGUAUAAUAAUAUAAAAGACCUCAUUUAUUUCUUCUUUUCUUUGUGAUCUGGUGAGAUAAAUAUUUCCAUGGAUAACUUUGAAUCGCAUUGUUUUUAAUAUUUAAGAAAUUUAUGCAUUUGCUCUUUUUAAUUGUCCUGUCAAUCAAUUUUUCCAAAGUUGAAUACUGUCCUACUUAAUAUGUCAACUUAUUGUUUGAUAUCCUAUGGCUAUCAAUUUAUUUAACAUUUCUGUCUGAAUCCAUAUGUACUUGAAUUCUAGAUCAAUCUAUAAACAUGAGGUUUAUUUAGAUGAAAUCCAUUCCUAGAAACUGUUUUGUUUGUUAAAUUAUGUUAUCUUUCUCCGCUCGAACUCUGCAUCUCUAGUGAAGAAUAUCCCGAAUCCACUAUUGCGCAACCGACCCACCACCUCUGCGGCUUCUCUCCAUAACGAUCCUAUGUGCUCUUUCUCAACCUCGAUUUAGCUGUUGCUGACUGCACUUCCCAGUAAGUUCUUUCUCAUUUUUUUUUUAAUGAUCUCUGUUUGGUAGCUGGGAAAACGAAGGAAAAUAAACUCUGUUUUGUGGGAUUAAAA
Quercus robur (English oak) is the source of this 4748-nucleotide messenger RNA. Its product is annotated as TMV resistance protein N-like. The transcript has 7 exons. Gene Ontology annotation, molecular function: protein binding; ADP binding. The record is from RefSeq and is a predicted model, not a curated record. Gene Ontology annotation, biological process: signal transduction; defense response. The coding region runs from base 1 to 3615 and encodes 1204 amino acids. NCBI's taxonomy places the organism in Eukaryota, Viridiplantae, Streptophyta, Magnoliopsida, Fagales, Fagaceae.